AAUAUUAAUCAUAAUUCACUAUUAUUCAAUUGGCAAAACCCAGGAAUGAAGAGUAUCUUUAUACUAAUUUAUAUAUUCCCAUUUGUUCAAAAUCAACUAAUAUGGCAGCUUGUUCACAAAGGUGAUGGUAAUUCCCCCAGUCCCAGAAGAGAUUGUGGUAUCGGUUUCAUUCAAUCGCUGAAAAAAAUUGUGUUGUUCGGUGGACGAGGAGGGGAUGGAAUAUUGGGUGAUACGUGGAUUUAUCAUACAACAAGUAAAACUUGGAGGGAAAUAAAAACAUCAGGCCCUUCAAGACGUUUUAGUUUUGUUUCAGGCGUUUUUGGACAAUUGUACUGCUUAACAACAGGAGAAGGCACUUCAAAGGUUGUUUUUAACGACGUUUGGUGUUUUGACUUGUCAACGGAAAUAUGGACAAAGCAAACACCAAUAAACGAACCUCCUUCAGGGCGCUAUGGAUCUGUCGGUGGCAUAAGCAAUAAUCAACUCUAUUUAAGUCAUGGGUUUGAUAAAGGCCGUCGAUUUGCCGAUACCUUAUAUUUUGAUUUAAUUUCGAAUCAAUGGGUUAAGUUACACAAAGAUGGGCAUUCUUAUUCUCCAAACUAUCCUCAUGCAAGAUGUCUCUCAGGAGGAUGUAUCUUAGAAUCUCAACUCUUUAUUUAUGGCGGUUGCUUAAAAGGAGGGGGAGCUGGUGGUCCGUGUCCUGCAGGAGAUUCAUGGACUUUUAACAUUAAUGACAGAGAAUGGACAAAACUCCCAGGUUGUGCUUCGCCACGAACUUACCCUGCUAUGGCUCCGUUGUCAUCUGAAACUGUUAUUCUAUUUGGAGGAGAUGAGAGUAGCAAUCAAGUUUUAAUUGGUAGUGACUCUCCAACCGAUCAGGUUGCUGUAUAUGAUGUUGGUCGCAAAGAAUGGAAUCUGAGGAAAGUUGUUGGUAGUAUACCUGACAGACGAAUUGGUCCAGCUUUAACUCAUUCAGGAAACGGUGUUUAUAUGUUUGGAGGAUCUAGUUCAAAUAAUAAUUUGUAUUUCUUGUCUGGAAAUUACAUAAGUUCACCGAUCUCAGAAUCUUGUAACCAGCCGUUCUUCAAUCUAAUCGCUCUUCAUGGCAUAUUUAUGUUUAUAGGAUGGGGAGUGUGCCUACAAGCAGGGGCUUUCAUAGCUCGAUAUUUCAGACACAAAGAUCCAUUGUGGUUUAAAAUACAUCGAAUUUUGCAAAUAGUGGGUCUUUUGACGGCAACUGCAGGGUUUAUUUGUGGAAUAUUAUCGGCUGGUUUACAUGCUUUUCCACAUGGAAUAAUCGGUUUUCUUGUCCAUUUAAUAGGACUUCAGCAAUUUACAGCCUUUUGCAGACCUCAUAAGUCUGUUGAUUCAAAAACCCCUAAAAAACGUGUGAUUUGGGAAAAUUUUCACAGAUGGUUGGGGAGAGUAUGUUUAUUAUUUGCUUUAAUUAAUUGCGCUUUGGGAUUAUUUUUGGCUCUGGCAGCGAAAGGCCUCUAUAUUGCAUUUCUCUUUUAUUUUGCAACUGUGAUUACUGCGUAUGUGAUAGCUGAAGUUAGGCUGAGAUGGACAAAUAAAUCUCAAGUAACCAAUAGCAACAAAGAACAAUAA
Messenger RNA from Dimorphilus gyrociliatus, 1608 nucleotides. The record is from the annotation of a GenBank genome assembly. NCBI's taxonomy places the organism in Eukaryota, Metazoa, Annelida, Polychaeta, Dinophilidae.